This is a messenger RNA of Solanum dulcamara, 2631 nucleotides long. Its product is annotated as serine/threonine protein phosphatase 2A 57 kDa regulatory subunit B' theta isoform-like. The transcript is spliced from 5 exons. Gene Ontology annotation, cellular component: protein phosphatase type 2A complex. The record is from RefSeq and is a predicted model, not a curated record. Gene Ontology annotation, biological process: signal transduction. Gene Ontology annotation, molecular function: protein phosphatase regulator activity. Lineage: Eukaryota; Viridiplantae; Streptophyta; Magnoliopsida; Solanales; Solanaceae. The coding region runs from base 630 to 2189 and encodes 519 amino acids.
UCACACGCUUUAUUUGGCUCUUCACAUUUCAGCCAACAAAAUUCUGCCUAAUCCAGAAAAAAACAAAGUGAGAACAAAGAGAACAGUGGAUUUCUAAAAUUGAUGAAAUCUGUGAGACAAAGGACAAGGACUAAAAGGGAAAAAGAAAAGAACCAAUAAAAAUCAACAAAUUCUUGCUAAACAAUUGUUAUCCUUCUAAGUUCUAAUCCAUCAACCCCUUUUCUUCAUGUUUUCAGAUUUCUAUCACUGACCCAUCUCUGAAAAGUUUUAAACUGCCUUUUUAAUGUGAUUCCACUUCAAAAAUAUUAUCUUGUUUCUUGGAUUUUGGCUAGAUCUUUGUCUAUUCCAGUCUUGAUGAACCCCAUCUGAAAGAAAGAAUCAAGAUGACAAGAAGAUUGAUUCAAUUAGUCAGACACAACUGUUGGAUUAUAUAGAGCUUAUAAUCUCCUUUAGGGAAGAUGAUGAAAUUUGUGAGUGAAUGAGAUAGCAAGUGGGUCACUUUCAAUUGGUUUAGUCAUCUGGUUUUGCAUUUUAGAUGUUUCUGACUGAUGACAUAUCUUUUGUUCCAAGAGUAUUUCGAUCAGUGAAGCAAGUAGGGGUUUAUAGGAAGGAGACCAUAUCUUGUAGUGAUGAUCAAACAGAUACUCAAUAAGCUUCCUAGGAAGCCGUCUAAGUCAGCAGAAAAUCGCGAUGGACCCUCAAAUGCUUCAACUAGUUCAAUAAGCAGUGAUUUGUCUAGUUCUCGGUCUGGGAAUUCGAGUGCUAUGUCUCUUUCAGGAACGACUUCUUCUUUAGCUACUGGACUGAGUAAUGUAGAUAGACUUCCCAUGGCUGUAAAUACUAAGGUGAAUGGAAUAGUUUCCCCAUAUGAGGUGUUGCCUAGUUUUAGAGAUGUACCAAAUUCUGAUAAACAAAACUUGUUCAUCAAAAAGCUGAACUUGUGUUGUGUCUUGUUUGACUUUACUGACCCAACGAAAGAUUUGAAAGAAAAAGACAUCAAGCGACAGACAUUGGUGGAGCUAGUUGAUUAUGUUACUUCUGCAGAUGGGAAGUUCACGGAAACUGUCGUGCAAGAAACAGUUAAAAUGGUGUCCUUGAACUUAUUCAGGUCUCGUGCUCCUCAACCUCAUGGAAACCAAGUAUUGGAAGCUCUUAUCUUGGAAGAAGAGGAACCCUUAAUGGACGCUGCAUGGCCACAUGUGCAAAUUGUGUAUGAGUUGCUUCUCCGGUUUGUGGCAUCACCGGAGACGGACCCAAAAUUGGCUAAGCGAUACAUUGAUCACUCUUUUGUUCUCAGGAUAUUAGAUCUCUUUGGUUCUGAUGAUCCAAGAGAAAGGGAGUACUUAAAGACUGUACUGCACCGCAUGUAUGGAAAGUUCAUGGUGCACCGCCCGUUCAUAAGGAAAUCAAUCAACCACAUAUUUUACAGGUCUAUUUUUGAAACUGAGAAGCAUAAUGGAAUAGCAGAACUCUUAGAAAUUUUGGGAAGUAUAAUUAAUGGAUUCGCUCUGCCACUGAAGGAAGAGCACAAAUUGUUCCUUGUUCGAGCUCUUAUUCCACUUCAUAAACCAAAAUGUAUACAAAUGUAUCAUCAGCAAUUAUCUUACUGCAUCACACAAUUUUUAGAAAAAGACAACAAGCUUGCUGAUACUGUUAUAAGAGGUUUGUUGAAAUACUGGCCAAUCACAAACAGUUCAAAGGAGGUAAUGUUCUUAGGUGAACUCGAGGAGGUAUUAGAAGCAACUCAGCCACCAGAAUUUCAGCGUUUUAUGGUUCCCUUGUUUCGUCAAAUGAGCCUUUGCUUGAGCAGCUCACACUUUCAGGAGGUCUUCCAUCUUGCAAUCUCUGAAGUCUUAAAUGUGGCCGAGAGAUCUUUGUUCCUGUGGAACAAUAGUCAUGUUGAGAACCUAAUCAGACAAAAUCGCAAAGUUAUACUGCCAAUAAUCAUCCCUUCCUUGGAGAAGAAUGCUAGAGGCCACUGGAAUCAUGCAGUGCAAAGCUUGACAUUAAAUGUUCGCAAAAUCUUCUUCGACAUUGAUGCUGAACUCUUUGAAGGGUGCUUGCAGAAAUUUGAAGAGGAUCAGGACCGGGAAGAAGAGACAAAAGUGAAACGUGAGACUACAUGGAAAAGAUUAGAAGAAAUCGCUGCAAUGAAAGCUACAAGCAAUGAGUUAGUGCUAGUUUCUUGAACGACAGCCCCUCAUUCACCAUUUAGCUAGAGACUCUUAUAUCUUCAUUACUGUUACUUUUCCGUUGAAGAGCUGACUAGUAUGUUAUCAAGGAUGUGGAAUCCAACAAAGUAAGUUACGUCAAUUGUACAUAUGCAAUUGCAUGAUCAGAGAAUCCCAAGAUUUUUUUUGAGUCCACAGCCAGCGUCUCUAGCUGGAGUUUAUUCGAUAGGUGUAUCCUCUUUGUUGGAUUUACAAACGAUCGAAAAAGCACAAUUCUUCAGGUAUAUGUUUAUGAUCUUUUUGCUUCUAGUUUUGUUUUAGUUUGCUGAUGAAAUCUCUGUACCAUCAUGUGUAUGCUAUACAUUUUCAGCUUGGCCUGAAAUGCUUUUGUAGAUAAUCUUCAAAAUAUCUAAAUUAACGCGGGCUGAAUCAAUGUUCAGCAGCACAAUUCUUCUGAUUU